Molecule: messenger RNA, 2582 nt
Organism: Dermacentor andersoni
Lineage: Eukaryota; Metazoa; Arthropoda; Arachnida; Ixodida; Ixodidae
Gene: asrij
Product: OCIA domain-containing protein asrij
Cellular component (GO): endosome
Source: RefSeq, a predicted model, not a curated record
GAAGAAAGCAUGCACGUGUCUCUAUAUUAGCACUUCAAUUUAAAAAUUAUGCGAGGAUACAUCUUUUUAUUGUAUAAUGGUGUUCGCAUAAAGCUUUUAAGAGAUCCUCUCGAACCCAGGCAUGCGGCAACCGUUCCUUUCAUGAGGACAGGCGAAGGUAACUUUCAGAGUACGCUUGCUUCCUCCAUCGGUCCUUCGCUGUAGGGAGGCCUCGCGUAAGGUUAGGAAGCGGUCUAAGGAAAGGAACGUUUCACUGUUUGGGCCAUAGUGUUGCACUAACUGCUAUUUUACUUGUGGAGACAGUAUGGUGGCAGUUGUAAUCCUUUGUUUUUGUGAUACUCAUCGUGCUAGCAAUGAGGAAAAAUGUUUAUUAUGCAUUACCUAUGCAGCUAAGCUGUUUAGGAAAAUUGAGAAAGUGGCACAGUUGUCUCAGCUGUUGUGCAAGCGGUUGUUGAUGGUUUCAAAUGUGUUACAUUCUUAGAACUGACAAGAGGGCCUAUAAACAAGCCCUACAUCGUCCCAUUUCCACCUCUAACGAGAGACUGGACACCCUAGGCAUUCACAACACCACAGACUAGCUUACUGAAGCUCAGAGUAUUAGCCAAUACAAAUGACUCGCCAAUUCCACCAUGGGUAGACACAUUCUAGGCGCCCUACGCAUAACCUACACCACCCAAUUCAGACCAAAAGUACCCGUCCCUGCAAACAUACGCGCUCAGCUAGUUAUCCUGCCCAUACCUCACAACAUCCACCCUGAACACAAUCGGGAGUGACAUGUAAAUAGAGCUGGACGACUACAGAAGUGCUACUACGACCAAGCCGCAGACUUAGCCUACGUGAACACAGCAGAAUACCCCAACCAGAACAUCAUGGCAGUUGCCGUAGUUGCAGGCUCGCAGUACCGCCUCGCCGUCACCGCAUCAAUACUCAACACGAAGAAGGAGAAGAAAUGGCCAUCGCUUUGGCCUGCGCCUCUAGCAAUGCACACUGCAUCAUCAGAGAUUCUGUAAUGGCCAUUUGCAACUAUAUAAGAGGACUGAUAGCACCCCAAGCACAGAAGGUACUCUCCGGAACUCCUCCCUCAAGGCAAUGCCCUGUCCAGAUCAUGUGGGCCCCUGGUCACUCGAGUCUGGCUGGGAAUGAAGCCGCCCAUGAUGCUGCCCAAGCUCUCGCACACUGGGCGUAUCAUACUUCUCCUGCGUCUUCCAAUCCUGACAAGCCUUCUGUUCUACAUCACAGUCAUGCAAGGGACCGAAUGGUCACGUUCAGAGAAAUCUUCCUCCACUACCGCAGAGAAUGUUUACGCUACACCCCCCAGCAUACAAAACACUAAAUAAAUCUCGAUCCACCACUUGGCAACUACUCCAGACGCAAACUUUCCCAAACUCCGUGUUAUACAACUGCAUUUAUCCCCAUACAUACUUCCCACUCUGCAAAGCGUGCGAGGCGCACGCUGACCUCGAUCGCAUUAUCUGGGCAUGCCCCAAAGCCUCACCCAACGCACUAACGCUACACGCAUCAUAACUACGGCCAAGCAGUGGGAGACUUUGCUGCUCAGCUUGGACCCAGAAGAGCAGCUCUGGGCCAUCUGGAUGGCCAAAGAUGCCGCCAGAAAGCAAGGACCAGCCGCCGGCUGAGGAAUGGGGGGACUGGGUGUUAGUCUCCCAACCCCCGCCACCCCUGGACCUCACCAAGGACACAGGCCAUGCUUUAACACCGGAAGAAGUAAGGGCCUUUCAGGAAUGCAGCAGUGAAAGCUUCAAGUACCGCGCCUUGCCACUAGGACUGGCUGCUGCUUUUGGAGUCCAGUAUGCCACCAAAGUUGGUUACCUCACACCGCAUCCCGUGUAUGGCCCCUACUUAAAGAUGAUUGGAGCUGCAUUUGUAGGAUGGCUGGUUGGCAAGGUCUCUUACCGCCGCCAAUGUGAGGAAAAGCUCAUGAAGCUUCCAAACAGCACCAUUGGGGAAGCCCUGAGACGAAAGCGUGGCAUCACUUCGCCUGAUGUAGUCCUGGGAUACCAGGCUGGAGACAAUGCCGCACGUGCUGCUCAAGAGAAAUAUUCAGCAGACCUUAGCUCAAAGAGAUUGGACCUGCGUAGUUACAAUGCACCUCAAGGUCUUGAUGACAGCCAGAGGCCAUCCAUGGACAACCCAGUUGUUGCCGAGGUGCCAGAGAACCUCCCGCCAGCUAAGUACUCAACGUCGUACGAAGAGCUGCGUCGACAAAACCGUGAGGAGUACGAGAGGCGCCUGUCAGCGCCACCACCGUCAUCGCAGCUACCGCCACUUGCCUUGUCCCAGCCACCCCCACUUGCUCCUUCGCAGCCAUCUGUGCAGCCUCCGUCACAAACGUUUGAAGAAAGGCCUCAUAGGGGCUAUCCUUCGAGAAUCCCCAGCACUGGGUCAGCACCAUCGGGUGUCAGCACAGGCAAGAAGAACAAGUAUGGAGACGCUUGGGAAGAGUAGGGACUUUACUACCUCCUAGAAGACACUUCUCUUCAUGGUGAAAGGAAGAACACAUAUAGUCUCCCGGUAGACAGCAUGGUUUAGCACGAAUAUAAGUAAAUAUGGAAUGUUCUCAA